Molecule: messenger RNA, 411 nt
Organism: Medioppia subpectinata
Lineage: Eukaryota; Metazoa; Arthropoda; Arachnida; Sarcoptiformes; Oppiidae
Source: the annotation of a GenBank genome assembly
UGGUUGGACGAAUCGACUAAAAAUAAAUCGCUAAACAAAUUGAAUGCAAUUAAACAAAACAUUGGUUUUCCUGAUUGGCUGUUAAACAAUGAAGAACUCGAUAACUAUUAUAAUUUGAAACAAAAAGUGGAUCCAAAGAAGUCGUUUGAAGGCUUGCUUUAUAUACAGAAUAUUCUUGUUUUGCGUGAAUUUAAGUCCAUUAGAGAAGCUGUAAAUUUGACCCUCAGUUGGCCAAUGCCUCCGGCUAUUGUGAACGCCGCCUACGAGCCCACACAGAACUCAAUCACAAUUCCGGCCGGAAUUCUUAAACUCCCAUUUUUUGAUAGUCAAAGACCGGCGUAUCUAAACUACGGGGCCAUCGGUUUGGUUGUCGGACACGAAAUGACCCAUGGAUUUGAUGACGAGGGUAUG